GGUGGAGAAGGGGGAAGGCGAAGGACGCGCGUUCCCGGGCUCGUGACCGCCAGCGGCCGGGGGAACCAGUUCCCAGACAGCUUCGGAGAGAUGGCAGGCGGCGGGGACCGGUGCGUCGUGGGCACCCUACACCUGCUGCUGCUGGUGGCUGCCCUUCCCCGGGCGGCCUGGGGGGUCAGUCCAGGCGCCGUAGCCUGGACCCAGGAGAAGAAUUAUCACCGACCAGCCACUUUGAAUUCGUCAUCUCUUCGGCGCGUGGCAGAAGGCACCAAUAUUUCUGAAAUGUGGCAAAAUGACUUACGACCCUUGCUGAUAGAGCGCUACCCGGGAUCCCGAGGAAGCUACGCUGCUCGCCAGCACAUCAUGCAGAGAAUUCAGAGACUUCAAGCUGACUGGGUCUUGGAAGUGGACACCUUCUUGAGUUGGACACCCUAUGGAUACCGGUCUUUCUCAAAUAUCAUCAGCACCCUCAACCCCACUGCUAAACGUCACCUGGUCCUCGCCUGUCACUAUGACUCCAAAUAUUUUCCCGAAUGGAACAACAGGGUGUUUGUGGGAGCUACUGAUUCAGCCGUGCCAUGUGCCAUGAUGUUGGAACUUGCCCGUGCCUUAGACAAGCAACUCCUUUCCUUGAAGAGGAUUCCAAACUCCCAGCCAGAUCUUUCACUCCAGCUGAUUUUCUUUGAUGGGGAAGAGGCUUUUCUUCACUGGUCUCCUCAAGAUUCUCUGUACGGGUCUCAGCACUUAGCUCGGAAGAUGGCAUCGACCCCACACCCACCUGGAGCAACAGACACCAACCAGUUGCAUGGCAUGGAUUUGUUGGUCUUGCUGGAUUUAAUUGGAGCUCCAAACCCAACAUUUCCCAAUUUUUUUCCAAAUACUGCCAGAUGGUUUGAUAGACUUCGAGCAAUUGAACAUGAACUUCAUGAAUUAGGUUUGCUUAAGGAUCACUCUUAUGAGAGGCCGUAUUUCCACAGCAAUGGUUAUGGAAAUGUGAUCCAGGACGACCAUAUUCCAUUUUUAAACAAAGGCGUUCCAGUUUUGCAUCUGAUAUCGUCUCCUUUCCCUGAAGUCUGGCACACCAUGGAUGACAAUGAAGAAAAUUUGGAUGAAACCACCAUCGACAAUCUAAACAAGAUCAUACAAGUCUUUGUGUUAGAAUAUCUUCAUUUGGUGCCAGCCCGGUGGCGCAGAGGUUAAGUUCACAUGUUCCGCUUCUCUGUGGCCCGUGGUUCGCCAGUUCAGAUCCCGGGUGUGGACAUGGCACCGCUUGGCAAACACCAUGCUGUGGUAGGCAUCCCACGUACAAAGUAGAGGAAGAUGGGCAUGUGUGUUAGUUCAGGGCCGGUCUUCUUCAGCAAAAAGAGGAGGAUUGGAGGUAGUUAGCUCAGGGCUAAUCUUCCUCAAAAAAACAAAAAAAGGAAUAUCUUUAUUUGUAAUAUUCUGAUUUAGUUUAUGAUAAUUGCAUCUAGUAUUUCAUUCAAAAGUCAAGGCACGAUUUAAACUAAUCUGACUCUAGACAAAUGCUAUGUGGAAACUUCUAUCCUAUAGAUUCAUUCUGUAUAUGUCGUUGAAUAUGUGAUCAAUAAAUCCUAGAUUUGCAUCAUG
This is a messenger RNA of Equus caballus (horse), 1608 nucleotides long. It is a transcript of the gene QPCT, whose product is annotated as glutaminyl-peptide cyclotransferase. The record is from RefSeq and is a predicted model, not a curated record. Lineage: Eukaryota; Metazoa; Chordata; Mammalia; Perissodactyla; Equidae. Gene Ontology annotation, molecular function: zinc ion binding; glutaminyl-peptide cyclotransferase activity.